AUGUCGUCAACACAGGAGCCUGAAGCUCCAGCUCCAGCACGGAAUCCCGAAGCGCAAGCUCCCUCCGACACCGCGACUACGAAUCCAGAGCUCGAUCUCCCCAAGCUUCAGUCACUCCCCGCCGAACAGCAGGAUCUUUUCCUGCUCACUUAUGUCUCGAGCUUGACGAAGCACGUCCUUGACCUAGCAGAGGAUGAUUGCACAGCACAGCAAUUCUAUCUCAAGAAGGAAAUAUUCCAGAUAAUCAGCCUCUCUUCACCGCAGCCUUCUCGAGUCAUCCGGAAUAAUUUGGGGAAGUGCUUAGCACACAUCUUCGGAAUUGGAGACAGGAAGCUUCUCUUCGAAACGAUCAACGACUUGAUCGCCAUUAUAUCGAGUGGAAAGUCAAAGUCCGAUGCUGAGAUACGGACCAAGCAUGCGGCUAUAGUCUGCCUAGGCGAUGUGUUCGCUUCUGCUGGCGAUAGCGCCAUUGGGCUACACCCCCUUGCUUGCUCAAGCUUGCUCAAGCUUCUCAAGUCGUCCUCGAACAAUGCUGGAAUCCGUGCAGCAUGCCUUACCGCUCUUGGAAAGAUCGUUAGUAUGGUUGAAGGUAGCAUGGACGAAGUGAUUGCGCGUGAUAUCUGGAAACAAGGACGAAAUCAUGCUUCAUCCGACAAAGGCCAUCUUGUCGUUGCUUCCGCCUGUCGGGCUCUCAAAACAUUGUUCAGGCACACGCCUUAUUUCUUAUACUCGAGUGACCUGGACAAACUCGAGACUGCAAUAUCCAAAGCAUUUGACUCUCCUUCAGUCCAAGUCCGACUGGCUGCAGCAGAGUGCUUUGCCGAAGCCCUGUUCCAGGGUCAUUCGGAGGGCGGUCCACCAGAGGUAGCGUCACCAAAGGGAAAAAAGAGCAAAAAGGCACUGAAACGCCAGUCCACGAUACCUAAAAUUGCCGAUGAUGAGCUGGACAUUCCCUCUAGAUCAGCGAGCCCAGCUCCUUCAGGCAAGCGCAGUCAAGUGCUAGCUCUGUCUCUGACGGAUAUCCUCAAGAACCUGGCAUCCCAAUAUAUAAAAUCGACAGCCUCAAACAGAAUCCGAACAGCCAUUGGUGUGUGCUAUGGCAAGCUUUUCAGGCGCCUAGGAGAAAAGCUUGUCGAGACAAACUAUCUCAAAAUAGUCGAGAGUCUCGCGAUAGAUGUGCUGGGUCACUCUACAAUCGCCAACAAUCGAUAUCGACUUCUUAUUUCCAGAAAUAUAGUCGACGUUGUUAUACAGGAUGUCAUUGGGCGUAAGAUUUUGGGAGAGUCUGGCCAAAUAUCCGCUGCAAAAUCUCUCAUCAACAAUAUCUUCAAGAACUACCCUCAAGCUCUAGCAGAAAGGCCAGAGCCUUCUAAGCAUACUCUGAUCGCGACGCUGAGCGCUGUGUCUUCGCUUAUCCAAUCACUAGGAUCUGCGGCAAAUACCUUCGCAGAAUCAUGUCGAGAUGGUCUCUUGCAAGUCUUACAACAUUCCAGUUAUACUGUUCAGGUAUUUGCAUCUCACUGCAUGAAGACGCUUGUCCUUGCCUGCCCCCAACAGCUUCUUCCUUGCCUUUCUGUUUGUAUGAACAGUCUGAACCGAGAACUAUCCCUUCUCGGAUCGGGACGUAAUUCGCCUAGAAGAUGCAUUGGAUUUGCUCAUGGACUCGCCGCGACUCUGAGUGCAAGCCCUGCUCGUCCACUCUAUGGGUCAGUUGAGAUCAAUAGUCGCGUGUUGACUAUUGCGACAAAUAUGUUGAAAUCGAGCAGUCAAGCGCAGCUCAGGGUUGCAAGCACACAGAUUCAAGUCGCUUGGGUUCUUAUUGGAGGCUUGAUGUCCUUGGGGCCAAACUUUGUCAAGAUACAUCUAUCACAGCUCCUUUUACUUUGGAAGAAUGCGCUUCCAAAACCCCUCGCCAAAGAUAAUACAUCAGCCCGAAGUUUCCUAGAGGUGUCGUUCCUGACACAUGUUAGAGAAUGCGCGAUGGGCUCAAUUUUGGCCUUCCUCGAAUUCAACAGUCGACUUUUGACUGUGGAUGUGUCAAAGAGAAUAGCCACCAUGCUCCAGAACACGACGGCCUUCCUGAGAACUCUGCCGUUUAAGAAGAUCUCUGACGACGUCAGUCAGCGACUAGCCCCUGCUCUACAGCUCCAAGAUCUUGAGAUGAUGGUUCAGCGCAGAGUCUUGCAAUGUUACGUCAGGCUCGUCAACCUCAGUCCUGCUGGUGGAAGCGAGGCACUCUUACAGUCUAAUUUGCUGACGCUAGCGAUUUCACUCUUCGCCGACCCGGAGAACUAUGCACCAAACUCUUUGAGUGCCUCGAUUGCGAACGCAGCCGCUACAUUCGAGUCUGUCUGGGAUGUGGGCGACAACUCGGGUUUCGGAAUUACUGGCCUUGUUGCUGGCCCCCGUGUCAGAAAGCUCCCUGGGCAGCAGGAAAACUCCGAUGAUGGGAACACAGAUGAGCUCGAUAGUCCAGAAGACAUGAUAAAUAACCUCCUGCGCUCGCCAAUCUGUGGCAGUUUAGAGCAUGAUGCAUCUGUCCUGUAUAUUGGCAGUACAGACUCAUUUUUUUCAAGUCCUGAUCCUCCUGCCACAGAGGUCAUCAAUGCGGCUAUUCAGCUGUUUGCAUUCGCCUUCCCACUCACUCCUGGCAAGGUUCAGGAGAGUAUACUCGAACAGAUUCGAACAUUUGCGUCUGCUGGCACCCUGAUCAGAGAUCCUGGGCGCAAGGCCGCCAUCAACGUCAACCUUGCUGCGGCCAUUCUCGCUACCAUGAGGGUAGCUGUGAAAGAGACGAAAUCGCCUUCCGGUGACAUUUCGAACCAGGCAGUGGAAGCGUUGCUCCAAGAUAUCGUUCGCGACUUUGUCCUUGACCCAGACGAACAUGUCAGAAGCUUGGGGUACGCUGCAACUGCUCGCUUAUGCAAUGUGUAUGGAAAUGGCUUUACGAAUAAUGAGAUCAAGUACCUAGUCGAUACCAUUGUGGGCAACCGUGAACCUAGUGCGAGAGCGGGCUGUGCUAUGGCACUUGGGUCAAUCCAAACUCAGGUGGGUGGCAUGGCGGCCGGUUACCACCUGAAGACAAUCCUCGGCAUCUUAAUGUCUCUCUGCAAUGACCCUCAUCCGGUGGUCCAUUUCUGGGCACUCGAAGCACUAUCACUCGCAGCUGAUGCCUCGGGGCUAAGUUUUGCUGGCUACGUCCCCAGCACUUUGGGUAUGCUUGUUCAGCUUUAUGUUUCAGAAACCCAUCAUGCCGAGAUUUCCUCUGCAAUUACAAUGAAUCUCGAGCUCGAACUUUCCACGACAUCUGCUAUCGCUCGUUGUGUUGAUUCCCUCAUCAACGUCCUCGGUCCUGACCUACAGGAUGCCACGAAGUCAAGAGAGCUGAUAUUCACUCUUGUUAACCGUUUCCGUGAGGAGGAUGAUUGGCUGGUGCAGCGGGCUGCGCUGGGCUGUCUAGAGCAUGUGUCGCUUUACGCCCCUGGACACAUGCAGUUCGCUGACUACGUCAAGUUGCUUCAAAAGUACUUGAUGUUUGAAUCAACAACUUUACGAGAUGUAUCAGUGGAUGGGAUACACAACAUGAUGAAACGGAAUCCACAGGACGUCCUCAAAGAAGCAGAUGCCGGGUUUGAGGAACAGCUUUGGCUAGUCCUUGACACCGUUCCGUCUCAUGACGGGAUUCGCAAUAUCAUCCGCAACUGGAUGCAUCACACAUGUCUUACGGAGACCAACGCUUGGCUUCAGAGAUUCCAGGCUGUACUCAAGAUGACAAGAGCACGACCCAAGGCAGAAGAUACUCAAUCUGGGUCUAAAGGCAGCGGCGUACCCGACUUGCAAGACGAGGAGGUUGCUGGGUUCGCUGCUGCAGCUGGUGCUGCUAAAGAUGAGAAGGAAACCAAGGCUACCUCUGAAGUUGAGCCUUUAAGAUGGCAAGUAACGACUUUUGCACUGAGCUGCAUCGAUGAGAUGUUCUUGAUGAUUGCAAAGGAUGUGACUACCAAUGGAGAAUCCAAAGCCCAGAGCGAUCUUCAAGGCAAAGUUGCAGAUGUUGUUCGCAUGGCGUUCUCGGCGUCAACCUCUGGUGUCCUGGAACUCCGUAUCUGGGGCCUGAAAAUCAUAGGAGACAUACUCAAGAUGUUUGGCAAGACACCCGAUCCAGACUUUGAAGAGGCGAUGUUGCUGGAGCAGUAUCAGGCUCAGAUCAGCUCAGCUCUUACCCCAGCAUUCGCAGCCGACUCAUCGCCUGAACUUGCUUCAGAAGCAGUCAAUGUAUGUGCUAGUUUCAUCUCAAUCGGUAUUGUCACCGACGUGGAUCGCAUGGGUAGGAUUCUCAAGACUCUUGUAAGCGCUCUAGAGAAUUUCUCCAAAGAUAGUGAGAAUGCUGCGAUUGGUGACCUGAAAAGUCUGAGUUCCAAUGCGCAGGUCAUGGUAAAGAUAUCGGUGUUCUCUGCUUGGGCGGAGCUCCAGGUUGCAAGCUCGGGGCAGAAAUAUCUUCUGGAUGUGCUUAGGCCUCACAUCGGCACAUUGACGCCCCUUUGGUUGGAGUCACUUCGUGAGUUCGCACGGCUUCGAUUCGAGCCUGACAUUUCUAUGACCUUGGGGCCCCCUUCACUCUCUGGGAGUCUCGACACCAUCUAUGCAGCCCUGAACCGCGAGACAUUGCUGCGGUUCUACCAGGAUGCCUGGUUGAAGUUGGUAGAUGCGAUUGCCAGCUUGAUCGAACAGGAUAGUGAAUUUGUGUUUGACGCCCUCGAUGGAAAGGAAUCGGAUGGUCCCUCAGCGAGCGGCCAGAGCAAGAAUUCCGACAUCAAUUACAGAGACGAACCUGUGGCAUUCUUCUUUGUUCUGUUCGGUCUGGCCUUUGAGGCGCUUGCCACGCGUUCUGGGCAAAGCGAUUCUCUGGCUACGCACGAACAGACGCUAGCCAUCCUCCAAGCCCUCAAGAAGAUCCUCCACCCGAGUGUGUCCGGCCAUGCUAUCUACAGGCCGGAUGUGUUUUCCGAGACCAUGGACUUACUGGAUCGUCUAGUGCUCACCGAGAGCCUCGACGUUCAAGGUGUGAUCGUGGAGAUCGCGAGCGUUCUGUGCAUUGCGCACCCUUCUGCAAGGAGACACGCCACUGAAGAGGGUGACCUGUCUGAUGAUAUCGACCAACUCUUUGAGCUGACGCGAAUCAUCGUUCUCGUUCUUACAGGACUUCUUCCUAACCUUUCCGAGGGAAACCAACCAGCCAGACACCAGAUGAACGAAGAAGCCAUUCUUCUCAUACGGUCAUCUCUCAACGCGCUCGUGGACGCCGCAGAGGUCUUUCCAGCUAUCAUCAAAACCGAUCUGCAUGCGUGCAUCAUACACAUCUUUGCCACAAUUUUAUCAACGCCUGGUUGCCAGGAGCUCAUCGUUCCACAGUCCCUGUCCACACUGAAGCGUUUCGUCGGUAGCAUGUCCAAGUCAAGAAGGAACCACAGCAAUGGCGAGCCAUCUUCCACAGAUGUUCAGUUGCAGGGGUGCCUACGCCGAUUCCUGUCGAUAUACCUCAACGCACAGAAGCGUGAGGCUCCUCAAUCCCUUACUUGUGUCAAGAACUGUCUGUUGGCUACGACAAUCCUCUUUACCGGAGGCCAGAAUCACCUUCCAGCUUCUGAAGCUCUUGUGGCCCGUUAUCUUGAGGAGUUGAUGGACUGUCUCACUGAUCGAAUGACUGCCAAGAUCGCGGCCAACUGCAUUAAGUCGCUGCUGCUCCAGCCAUCCCAGACCAGUGCUGAUCUCAGCAUUGCUCGUUACCUGUUUCCCCGACUCGUAGCCUUUGUGACCGAUACGGACCCUGAGGAUCCCGAGAAUGCUCGAUCCUUAAUCGCACACACUCUUUGCCAAUACGUGGGCACGGGCGUCAGGGGUCGACAUUUGGCGGCUAUGGCAGUGGUGAUCCCAACAUUGAUGGCCCGAGCAACAGCUGAGGGUGAGGAGGUAUACCAAGAGACUAGCGCACGAUUACUCGAGCUUGCCGCGAUCGAUCAGGAGACGUUUAGAGCAGUAGUAGGCGGCAUAAGCGAUGGCCAAAAGGGGUUCCUCGAAGAGGUGAUUCGCUUCGGCCGGCAAACCACUGACCAAGUGAGCAAGGCUGCAACAGCAGAGUCCGGGCAGCCAAGUAUUGCGUUGAAGAUGGACUUCGGAGGUUGA
Molecule: messenger RNA, 6180 nt
Organism: Fusarium subglutinans
Lineage: Eukaryota; Fungi; Ascomycota; Sordariomycetes; Hypocreales; Nectriaceae
Product: omega-conotoxin-sensitive calcium channel alpha-1 subunit rbB-I
Exons: 2
Coding region: 1-6180 (2059 amino acids)
Biological process (GO): intracellular protein localization; endocytosis; retrograde transport, endosome to Golgi
Cellular component (GO): Golgi apparatus; endocytic vesicle; membrane
Source: RefSeq, a predicted model, not a curated record